UAUAUGCGUCAAGUAUUUAAUGUUCGGAAGGCUUAUCUUACAGAUAAAUGUUAGUUUUAUCGUUAUCAGUUAGUAAGUGAUAGCAAAAGAUGACGAGCGGGCGUAGUUUUCAGCAGUAACUUUUUGAAGUUUCUAUCAUCCAAACCUGUGAUUUAGAGAGUUCUAGUGACUUUAUAUUGAACUGCUUCACAUUUGACUGUCAGAUAUUAAAUUUGUGUUGGUGACAAUGGCUGAAAAAUGUAUGUAUAUUAAUGUAUCAAAUCAUUCAUUACGGGCACAGACGAGAGCUAUUAUACUAUAUGCACCCGUUUGGACUUUGCAACAUUGAAAUAAUAGAAUUUCGGCCUCUUUCUGCCAGAAGCAGGCCCAAGAUUGAAUAGAUCUUUAUAAAGAUAAACAUAGUUUGCCUGCUUCUAGAAUGAUCCUCUUAAUCUAUCACUAAAUUUGAUAAUAGGAUAUUCAUAUUAUGUUCUUUAGAUAUUGAAAAGGAAAAACAGCUAUCAAUUUUAGAGAAUUAUGCCAGAAUCUGAGUAUGAGUUCAGGUCAUGAUAAAUAAGCUCAUUAAAAUUGAAUAGUCAAAAGUGAUAUUAAGUCAAGGAAUUUGUUUCUGCUGAGCCAUAACACUGAAUCAUUUUAUUUAUAAAACGAAAAACCUUUUUGGGUACCUAUCGGCAUUAAAACGAUCACUAAUAUGACGCUUUAUAUAGGUAUAACAUAUUGAUGUAUUCAUGAUUCAUUACAAUACCUACCCGAUCUAACUAUCUCGUUUAAGCAGUGUACGAAAUAUUUUAUCUACCUCUUUAGAUUACAUUUACAUAUCACCUAGGCAUUGUACAGAAUACCUUUACCUAUUCUACAGCGAAAUAUUGCGUUUAGUGAUUUGAGGCAAGGCUGAAGACUGAGGCAAGUAAUAAAUAAGGUCGACCAUGAUUAAAAACUUGCUCACAACAUUCUUAUUUUCUCACUUUCCUAUUCUUUUUCUUCUUCCUCAACAACUAUUCUCCCACUGCCGAGUGAAGACCACUUCCGAUCUCGGGCAGACUGCAUCUAUUUAACGAUGGCAUCCGACUGGGCUCUACGUUUCUGCGUGUGGUUCUCUCUCUCUCCAAUCCAUGAUCUUACAGCUCUACCUACCACCCUGCGUCUGCAGACAUGUUCCACCCAUUUUGCUGUCCUACCACCAGUCUAUUUAAAACAUUUCCAUGACGUCUAUUUGCAAAGACAGCUGAUGCGGUAGAUUAAUGUUCCAUUCCAGAUAUCCUAACCUUGAUGGUUUGAAACCAACCCUACACGUCGUCGAGCCCUGAAAACUUUACUCGCUUACAGAAACGAAACACCAUAAAAAGUAGUUUUAUAUCACUGGUAAUGGGAAGUCCCCGAUGAGCGCUCAAAAUUCCAGGCUAGCUUUUGGAACUGUAACAAAAUUUUGCGGACUCGUUGUUUGAAGAAAAAAUAGCCACACAAACCGCAGCGCAGCACAAACACAAGCGUGUAAUGUUUCCUCAUUGCUUAUAAUUAGGACGUCAUAUAUAGACCAAUGCCUUCGGAUCCGAGCAGUGUGAACUUCAUCAACAACCAACCACCGCCUCCGCCGUAUCAAGGCCCCCCGCCAGCGAUGCAACCAGGACCCAGUGGCACGACAUACGUCACUGCAACACCUGUGGUCGUAGCACCCAUAAAUGUUGUCAGAAUCAUGGGCUCGGCACCCUCGUCUUAUAUAUGCAAGAGUUGCAAUAUGAACAUCAUCACCAGGACUGAGGUGAAACCAGCCACGAAGACACAUCUGUUCGCACUCCUUUUGUGCGUGUUGGGCCUGUGGCCCUGCGUAUGCGUUCCAUACUGCGUCGACUCGUGCCAGAGCAUAGAUCACUACUGUCCAAACUGCAGUGCUUACAUCGGAACUGCUCGAUAAUAAAUUCCAUUGUUUAUUGUCAAGAUUUACAUUGCCUGAUUAGAUUUAGAUUAGAUUGUGGUUUGUCUAGUCAAAUUUCAGUGUAGUAGUUUCCUACAUUUCAUUAUAUAAACGCCUGAAUACCAUAUUAACUGCACGGAAGCGGGCCAAAAAAUAUCUACUAUAUAUGAUAUGCUAUGUAGAUAUGCUUCUGGCUAAACACGCACACAUUGACUGCUUUAAAACAUUCUGACAUUAGAGACAUGCGUGUCUCUAAUGUCAGAUCGUACACAUUGAGUGCAAGAUAAGCCGUUUUCUUGGUAUAUUUGGAUUGCAUAUCUAGGCGUGUUUAUAAUCAAAGUUUUUUACUAUCUCUUUGUUGUUCGUGUGAAUGGGAAAGAAACUCGAAAAACCUUUUUUAAUGACUGUGUUGAAUGAUUUUUAAUUAUAUUUUUAAUAUAAGUAAUUGCUCCUUCAUUUUGGCAACUUAUAUUGAUUUCAUUUUAUGUACCUACCUAAAGCAGACUAAACAACUUUUGAAUAAUACUUUUAAUUGUGAAAUAAUGUUUUAAUUAAAACUAUAAUUUUAUGAACAGACCACAGAGAAUACUAUACCACGGAGCAUGGGAAGAGUGCAUUUUGCUUGCUAUAGGUAUACUUUGUAACCAGCUGCGGACGGUAUUUGUAGGUACCUAAAUGACUUUGUUUCAAUUGAUAACUUCCUUAUGAAAUUUUCUCCCAUUUCUGUUAGUUUUUAUUUCUUUCAUUUUAUAUAAUAAUUAUGCAGUCUUGAUUCUUUACAAUAUAAUACAACACAAAAACUCUUUAUUGUACACCACAAAAAAAAAUAACAUUGUACAAAACAAUCUAGUACACGUGAUGCAAUGGGCGGUCUUAUCGCUUAAAGCGAUCUCUUCCAGGCAACCUUUCGAUCGAGAGAAUUAGAAGGAAGUGGGAGAGACGGCAUUGUAAAUGGCUAGUAAAAUGUAUAAUAUAUUAGUAUAUACAUACAUACACCAUACACAUAUACACUCCCAGACACAUCUAUCGGCCCACUUAAGUUUUAUCGGUCAGUAGCAAAAAUAUAUGUUAGGCUGAGCAAUAAUAAUAUAUUUAAAAAAAAACAUACGAAAUAGAUGGUUAAUAAAUCAGCUUCAAAACUGCGUAAAAACUUUUUGCUUAAUGUAACUUUAAUAUUUGCUAGAGCCCGUCAAAUCAAAACUUAAAAUGCUGGGUGGGCCGAUAGAUGUGUCUGGGAGUAUAUAAUAUAUUAUAUAUGUUACCGGCCAAACCCGAUUUCAGGACAAUCUAGUUUUGCCUAGGCUAAACUGGUUCUUCCUAUACGCGAUAGGAUUAACUAGUAUAGCCUAGUCCAAACUAAUUUAUCCUAAGCGCGACAGGAUAAACCAGUUUAGCCUAGGCCAAACUAGAUGAUCCUGAUAUAAAUACGCACACUCUAGGAUAAACUAGUACGACCUAGUCUAAACCAAUUUAGCAAAGCGGAAAGUAAUUGAACAGACAUGUCAGGACUUGUACAGGGCGCGUCAUGUAAAAAGAACGCUGGAAGAAAGUGGAGGGAGUGUUUUUUCUGUAAUUGGUUUUUGUUUAACUCUUUUGUUGUUGCCGGGAGUUCGGAAGACAGUAAAGCCGGGUACGCAUUAGCGAUCUGUUACCGUAACAUGCGUGAUACAGUACGAAGUUCUAGUGUGUACGCUAGUAGCUCAGUUGUGAACGUUGGCUCGCUUCAAACCGCACGCGUACCGUUCUCGCAGCAGGUUAUCGAACCACGUACACACUAUGCUUUUUGGUUACAGUGCGUGCAACGGUUAUGGUUACAGCUCGCCAAUGAGUAACUACCCGGCUUAAGAAAUUCCGAAUCAUUCGAACCUUUUACAAUUCAUCUCACUGUAAACUCAAAAUAUUUUAAGAAAAGUUUACUAGAAAAAAAAAACCACGCGGACCAGGCAGCGGACCGGACUCGAACCCGCACCCUUCGCAAUCCGGGCGAAUGCACUGACCAUUAUGCUACCACGGCCCUAUUCACCGCGUCGAAAUUUUCCUAGCCUUAAGCUGCGAGGCAGCGCCAUCUCUUCGCAUUGUAGGUUGCAACCACGCAACCCACAAUGUCAAAUGAAUACUUUUUCAAGUAUUAAACAUUUGAAAGAAGAAAUAGCAAUUAUAGUUAUUGUUUUUAUUUAUUUUUAAGCAUUUAACUGCUAGGUGUUUAAAUCUAAAGAAAAGUUUACUAGAAAAAUUAAACUUUUCUUACUUUUCUUUGUAUUACUAAUUAUCCAUAACUUGUAACGAUGAAUCAUUAUGGUUUUAAUAAAAAAUAUUAUUUUUCCAAUUACGGAUUAUUUUAUUCAGUUUAUCUAUUUAUUUUGACUUUCUAGAUAUACUAUAAUGGCACUAGGCCAUACUAGUUUAUCCUAGAGUAUGCGUAUUUUUAUCAGGAUCAACUAGUUUGGCCUAGGCUAAACUGGUUUAUCCUAUCGGGCUUAGGACAAAUUAGUUUGGACUAGGCUAUACUAGUUAAUCCUAUCGCGCAUAGGAAGAACCAGUUUAGCCUAGGCAAAACUAGUUUGUCCUGAAAUCGGGUUUGGCCGGUAACAUAUACAAUUUAAUACCUAAACAAAAUUAACAGGUGUAAACUUAUAUUACUCACUUUGAAUGAAUGAACACUAAAUUAUACACCAGGAAAUUUUAAAAUGCAAUUAAUUAAGACUAUUGCAUUAUAGUACAAACGGCGGCCUUAUCGCUAAGAAGCAAUUUCUUCCAGGCAACCGUAGACCGCACUUUGCCGAGAGACUGCCUUCGAAUAAGUUAAGGUUCAUACUAGAAAAAAAACACAUUCCAGAUAAUCUCUAUAUUAUGUUUUGUAUUGAAUUAUAAAAAAAAUGUUAAUAUCCAAAAAAUGUUAAUAUCCAGAAACAGGCAGCAGACAGGACUAGAAACCCGUACCUUUUUGCUAUCCGAGCGAAUGCACUGACCAUAAUGAACUUAACGUAACAUUCUUAAAAAAAUAAAAUUAUAAUGUUGUUUAUUUUUGUUUACAAGCAUAAGCCAUAAACCGGCAAAGUAACAACUCGGCGGUGUCGAUAUGAGAAUUAGAUUUAUGGUUUAGUAAAUCUACAUGAACUCACUGUCCACAUUUUAUUCCAUAUUAUGAGAACGUUGAAACUUGUUUACCUCCUUUCUACAACCAGGGGUCAUUUGAAAGAAGUGUGAAGAAGCAUAUUGACGUUAAGCUAGCGUGGAAGGUAAAACUGCAAUACCAGUGUCGUAUCAUUAAGGUGGGUUGUGGAAUCUAUCUAUAAGAAUAACUAUGUUUAGUAUAUUUACUAAGUAGUUUAAGUGCCAGUGAUCCCAAAACCAACGAAAUUGUAUGUAUAAAAUUUUCUACGCCCAGAACCUGAAACAGAAUUUGACAGUAAUAAUAAUUAUAUUAUUUUUUAUUUUACACCAAAAAAAAUAUAAAACAUUUUAUAUAAUUGCUGGAUACAGUGUAAAAAUGGGCAUAGUAGUAGUUACGUAAAGCCUUUUUGUAUUUUAUUUAUUGCUUUCAAAUUCAGUUUCAGGUUAUAGCGUGAAAAAUUUAAAAGAUUCAUACUAAUAGACAAAAAAACACACACACAAUCUGUAAAUUGUGUUCUUGGUAUUGAAUUAUUUACUUACUACGUACGAAUUGUAAAAAAAAUACUAAACAAUUUGUUUUCAUGAAAAAUAUUUUUUUUAUAUUAUGUUUUAAUAUUAACAUGACUAGAGCUUGCCUCAAUUAUUUUUCAUAAUUAUCCUACUAGUAUUAUAAUUUUGUAGGUUGUAUGUUUGUUACUCAAUGUCGAAAAAACUACUGAACGGAUUUGGAUGAAAUAUGGUACGCAUAUACUUUAUGGCUUGGAUUAAGACAUAUCGUACUUUUAUCCCGGAAAAAUGUUAGGUUCCUGAGGGAUUCUCUAAAAACUAAAGAUAACGCGGGCGACGUCGCAGACGGUACCUGGUUUUUUAUAAUUUAUUUUUAAUUAGGGACAUUUUAUUGUUCGAUGGUAUCACUUAUUCAUUUGGAAUUUGAAUAAUAACAAGUAUUAUAAAAUUCACAAUCAUUUGUCGUGAUUGAUAAAAAAUAUGUUUAUUAGUGUCGCCGCACACGGGCCACUCGCCACAGCCACAAACGACAAAAAGUCGCCACGAAAAGCUAGAAGCGGUUACUAAAGUGGCUAAAGCGCGCGACAGCGGCCGACUAAGGCGUAAAAUACACAGAAGCGAUGAAAGAUUCGGUUACGAUGUGGAUAUGGAUCGGAUUUGCUGUCGCUUCAAAUUAUAUUCGUACAAAAUGUAUGAAAAAGAUUCGUCGUAAAUUACACAGAAAGGAUGCGGCGCUGAUUUAUCACUUGAGAAUCCGCGCCACCUCGCUUACAGUUGCGACCGACCGCCGUGCGAAGAGCACGUAUCGCUUGUUAUACAGUACCAAUACAAGUUUGUUUGCAUUUCUUCUUAUUAAUUAAUCAUAAAACAAACAAAACUAAAUUUGUAACUUUUACAUUGAAAAGAAAUAAAGCCAAAAGAAUCAAACAAAUACGAAACGUGUUUUAAUUUUACUAACCUUAGUGUUAUCAGUAGUUUUUCCUCGGGACAGACUGGUUCUCUCCAAUAAGUAUGUUUCUUCUGAAGACCCUGUUUUACCGUAUUCAAUAUAAUAUGGAAACAUUCUAAAGACAUUUUGUAUACUUCAGGAAAACGGAUAUCUGGAUAUUCAUAUAAUUUUUCCACUAUCUGAAAAUAUAUCUAUGUUCUUGUGACAAACACCAUACAGGAUGCACCCAAUAAGACCUUUGUCUAUGCACAUUUUGUAUAUUCAUAAAUUGGAGCACAGCAAACGCGUCUUCGUCUUCUGAAGAGGUCAUGUUUUGCAACAAAGUCAGCCUGUAUAAUAACGAUCUUAAGCAGAUCUUUGCCUUUUAUAUGUAACUAGCGGCCCGCCCUCGCUUCGCUUCGGUGUAGAGCUGAAGCGUAGACUACAGUUUUUGUUCUCAGGCUUGUUUUAU
This is a messenger RNA of Chilo suppressalis (striped riceborer), 6933 nucleotides long. NCBI's taxonomy places the organism in Eukaryota, Metazoa, Arthropoda, Insecta, Lepidoptera, Crambidae. The record is from the annotation of a GenBank genome assembly.